This is a messenger RNA of Triticum turgidum subsp. durum (durum wheat), 1317 nucleotides long. NCBI's taxonomy places the organism in Eukaryota, Viridiplantae, Streptophyta, Magnoliopsida, Poales, Poaceae. The record is from the annotation of a GenBank genome assembly.
AUGUACGUGCCACGGCCCUCCCGCUCCGAUGGUAGCCGAGACGCCGACGAGCAGCCUAGGGUUUACCAGGUUUGGCGCGGAAACAACGAAUUCUUCUUGCAAGGGAGGCUUAUAUUUGGGCCUGAUGCGAGAUCCAUAUUUCUCACUAUGUCCCUCAUCUUUGUACCAGUGGUGGUGUUCUGUGUAUUUGUCGCCAGACACCUCAUAAAUGACUUUCCUGAUCACUGUGGUAUCUCAGUGAUGGUAGUGGUGGUUGUCUUCACCGUCUAUGAUUUGACGCUACUUCUUCUUACAUCUGGUAGAGACCCUGGUAUAAUACCUCGCAAUACUCACCCUCCUGAACCUGAAAGCAUCUAUGGGAGCAAUUAUAUUAGAGGUCAAACACCGCUCCGUUUGCCUCGGACAAGGGAUGUUGUUGUAAACGGAAUUAGUGUGAAGGUUAAGUAUUGUGACACCUGCUUGCUUUACCGACCACCUCGAUGCUCACACUGUUCUAUCUGCAAUAACUGCGUGGAACGGUUUGAUCAUCAUUGCCCAUGGGUUGGACAAUGCAUUGGGCAGCGUAAUUAUCGGUUCUUCUACAUGUUUGUAUUCUCCACCAUGUUAAUCUGCCUCUACGUAUUUGCCUUUUGUUGGGUGUACAUAAUCAAGAUUAGUGAUGCUGAGCAUUUGUCAAUUGGGAGGGCAAUGUUAAAGACACCAGCCUCAAUUGUUCUGAUUGCCUACUGUUUUCUUUGUGUGUGGUUUGUUGGUGGUCUGUCUGUCUUCCAUUUCUAUCUGAUGAGCACAAACCAGACAACUUAUGAAAAUUUCAGAUACCGCUAUGAUCGGCGGGCUAACCCCUAUAACAGAGGUAUUCUGAACAACAUUCUAGAGAUAUUCUGCAGCUCUAUUCCUCCUUCAAAGAACAAUUUUCGGGCAAGAGUCACGGUAGAGCAAGGUGUAGAACAAGCACGAUCUUCAUCUGGGGGUUUCAUGAGCCCCGACAUGGGCAAGGCUGUUGGAGAUCUUGAAAUGGGCAAGAAGCCAGCGCCUUGGGAUGAACCCAGGACGACAGCCGAUAUUGGCGACUUGGAAGUAGGUCUUGGUGGCAUGUUGGAUGAGAAAGAGGGCAGAGUAACCCAUGCAUCCCCAGAUGUUAGCCGAGAUCAACUUUCCCCGGAGCUUGUGGAAGGCCGAGCUGGCAUGCAUUCAAGGCAUUCAAGCUGGGAUCCUAGAGCUGAAACCUCGGAGUCAGUGAACAGCAAUUCUGUGCAAACAGCCCCUACCGAGGAAACUAAUGGGGGCGGCCAUGUUACUACGAGCGGUGCGCAUUAG